Stylonychia lemnae is the source of this 1215-nucleotide messenger RNA. Lineage: Eukaryota; Ciliophora; Spirotrichea; Sporadotrichida; Oxytrichidae. The record is from the annotation of a GenBank genome assembly.
AUGCUUGUUAUUUUAAGCAUGUUUGGUAAUAUAGUUCAAAUCGUCAUAAAAACCAUUUAAGUCCUAUUAUUCAAUACCAAGCGUUUACUAUAUAAAUUAAGAUUGUGGAGGGCAACUUAAGAUUAAAAAGCGAUUAAAAAGAAAUAUAAAGUUAGAAUAUAUGAUUAAAAUUAAAAUCCUAUUGCUAAAAAUAGUGAAUAGUUUGUCAAAGAUGAUGAUCAGGCUGAAGAGUAGAAGUUUUAGACAACUCAAAAUUAAGAUCUAGGCGAUAAAAGUAAUCUACCAGAAAUUAACUAAAAGAAAGUAAUGAUGGAGAAGAGUGACUUUUUUGAAAUCUUGGAUGGGAAUAGCUCUCAGAAUGAUAUUAGCAAUAUUAACGUAGAUGAUACAAAUAUGAAUCUUGAAGGAACUAAAGUAGUUCUCAUUAGAGAAUUAGGCUAAAUGAAAAAUAAAAAUAGAAGUCUAGAAUCUACUAUCAAAAGAAAAGGAAUAGGUAAAACUAAAGAAAUUCUUUUACUUAAUAAUGAAAGUGCUAUCUAAGAGCUUAUAGACGUGACACUAGGACAAACUCCUGAUGAUAAUAAUUAUGAACUUGAUCACCUGGAUGAUUUGUACUAGAAAAAAGAUGAUUAACCUUAAUUCCAUAUAUUUGAAAAAGACGAGUUUGAUGAAUAAGAUUAAAGAGAUGAUCUCAUAUCGGAAAAUUCAAUCCAUCAGAGCUAAAUCUAUAAUAUUCCUCUCAAACUUAGGGUUCUUAGGGAAGAAAUGGAAGAGGACAUUAAUGAGGACACAAUAGUAAAAGAGUAUACUUACAUUUAGAGCAAUCUUUCUAAAUAUGUAAUGAAUGAAGUAUAAGAAUAAUAGCUUCAUACCGUUAAACUUCCUCUAAUUAAUGACGAGAGUAAAUCCUUCUUCGUUAGUUAACUUUCUGAUACUAACAAGACUCCAUUAGCUAAUCAACUUACAGAAGAGGAUAUGAUACUCAAGAGCUACGACGAUGAAGAAUUCUAAUCAAUCAAUACUCCUAAAAAUUACAAAAACAAAACCAUCCAAUUCAAGAAGAACUAGAAAUUUUACAAAGAGCUUGAAAAUGAGUAACUUGAUCUUGAAGAGCAAUUAGUUAAAGAUGACGAGAAAAAAUAAGAACUAAAGAAUAAUCCAAACUCCAUAAUAAACUUUUAUGAUGGAUAACUAUAUAGAACUACCAAGUAUUGA